Molecule: messenger RNA, 4359 nt
Organism: Plasmodium vinckei vinckei
Lineage: Eukaryota; Apicomplexa; Aconoidasida; Haemosporida; Plasmodiidae
Product: DNA topoisomerase 2, putative
Exons: 4
Coding region: 1-4359 (1452 amino acids)
Biological process (GO): DNA topological change; resolution of meiotic recombination intermediates; sister chromatid segregation
Cellular component (GO): nucleus
Molecular function (GO): ATP binding; DNA binding; DNA topoisomerase type II (double strand cut, ATP-hydrolyzing) activity
Source: RefSeq, a predicted model, not a curated record
AUGUCGAAAAAUAAAACAAUUGAAGAGCGGUAUCAGAAAAAGUCUCAAAUCGAGCAUAUCUUGCUGAGACCUGAUACCUAUAUAGGUAGUGUUGAAAUGCAUACCCAAUUAUUAUGGGUAUGGAAUAAGGAAAAAAAUCGUAUGGUUCAGAAAAAUAUAACUUAUGUACCAGGGUUAUAUAAAAUAUUUGAUGAAAUUAUUGUUAACGCAGCUGAUGUAAAAGCUCGAGAAAAAGAAAAAAGUGAAAACCCUAUGACUUGUAUAAAAAUCGAAAUAAAUAAAGAACAAAAAAAAAUAAGUGUAUAUAAUGAUGGAGAAGGUAUACCAGUAGAAAUACAUAAAGAAAUGAAUAUAUAUGUACCUCAUAUGAUUUUUGGUGAAUUAUUAACAUCCGAUAAUUAUGAUGAUGCUGAAGACAGAAUAACGGGUGGUCGUAAUGGUUUCGGAGCUAAACUAACAAACAUUUUUAGUAAAGAAUUUACUGUUCAAUGUGGUGAUAAUUCACGAAAAAGAGAAUUUAAAAUGACAUGGUCUCAAAAUAUGUCAAAGUUUUCUGAACCUCAUAUAAAAAAUUAUAAUGGAAAAGAUUAUGUAAAAGUAACUUUCAAACCAGAUUUAGAUAAAUUUGGUAUGACCGAACUUGAUGAUGAUAUAGAAUGUUUAUUACAUAAAAGAGUUUAUGAUUUAGCAGGUACAUGUAAUGUUAGAGUAUAUUUAAAUGGUUCAAGAUUGCCUGUUAAAGAUUUUAAAAGUUAUGUUGAUUUAUAUUUAAGAGAUAAUAGCCACCCUGCCAACAAUCCAAGUGUUUCUAAAAAUGCAUUAAAUGGUAAUACAGAUGCAAGUGUUAAUAAAACUAUUGAUAAUUUAGAUGUUAGUGUUUCUCAAGACAAUGGAGGAGUUACAGCUGAUGCUACUCCAUCUAAAACCAACGAAGAAAAUGGAAAUUCAAAUUUUAACAAUAAUAAAUAUGAAGAAGAAAUUGUAAAAAUUCAUGAAAAACAACAUAGAUGGGAAAUAGUUAUUUCUAAAACAGAUGGAUCACAAUUUCAACAAGUUUCUUUUGUUAAUAGUAUUUGUACUACUAAAGGUGGUACCCAUGUAAGUUAUAUUGUUGAUCAAUUGCUAAACUCUCUUAGUAAAAAGGCUAAUGCAAAAAAUAAAGGAGGUAUGGAAAUAAAGUCUGGCCAUAUAAGAAACCAUUUAUGGGUAUUUGUUAAUUGUCUUAUAGUUAACCCAACAUUUGAUUCACAAACUAAAGAAACAUUAACUACUAAACAAGCUAAAUUUGGAAGUAAAUGUAUUUUAACAGAUAAAACAAUAAAUAAUGUCUUAAAAAGUUCUAUACUUAGUAAUAUAUUAUUAUGGGCCCAAGCCAAAGCACAAGUUGAACUUCGAAAAAAAAUGAAAGCAGGUUCUUCAAAAGCAAGAGAAAGAAUUAUAGGUAUACCUAAAUUAGAAGAUGCUAAUGAUGCAGGAAGUAAAUAUAGUCAAGAAUGUACUUUAAUAUUAACAGAAGGAGAUAGUGCUAAAACAUCUUGUUUAGCUGGAUUAUCAAUUGUAGGUAGAGAUAGAUAUGGUGUAUUUCCAUUAAAGGGUAAACUUCUUAAUGUAAGAGAUGCAUCAUUUAAACAAUUAAUGGAUAAUAAAGAAAUUCAAAAUAUAUUUAAAAUUAUGGGAUUAGAUAUUACUGAUAAAAAUAAACAAGAUAUUAAAGGACUUAGAUAUGGCUCUUUAAUGAUUAUGACAGAUCAAGAUUAUGAUGGUUCCCAUAUUAAGGGAUUAUUAAUUAAUAUGAUACAUAAAUUUUGGCCUAGCCUUUUAAAACAUAAAGGGUUUCUUUGCGAAUUUGUUACUCCUAUAGUUAAAGUUCAAAAAGGUAAUCAAGAGUUGUCGUUUUUUACAAUCGCAGAAUAUGAGCAAUGGAAAGAAAGUACUAAUUUAUUAGGAUGGAAAAUAAAAUACUACAAAGGUCUGGGUACAUCAACUGAUAAAGAAUUUAAACAAUAUUUUUCAGAUAUUCAAAGUCAUAAAAUAGUUUUUCUAUGGACAGGAGAUAGAGAUGGUGAUUCAAUAGAUAUGGCUUUUAGUAAAAAAAGAAUUGAAGAUCGUAAAUUAUGGCUACAAAAUUUUAUAUUAGGCUCAUAUGUUGAUCAUAAAGAAAAAGAUUUAUCAUAUUAUGAUUUUGUAAAUAAAGAAUUAAUAUAUUAUUCUAGAUAUGAUACAGAAAGAAGUAUACCCAAUAUUAUGGAUGGAUGGAAACCUGGACAAAGAAAAGUUUUAUAUGGUUGUUUUAAAAGAAAUUUACGAAACGAAUGUAAAGUUGCACAACUUGUAGGUUAUAUUGCAGAACAUAGUGCAUACCAUCAUGGUGAAUCAUCACUACAACAAACUAUUAUAAAUAUGGCUCAAACAUUUGUUGGGUCAAACAAUAUAAAUUUUUUAGAACCAUGUGGACAAUUUGGUAGUAGAAAAGAAGGUGGUAAAGAUGCAUCUGCGGCUAGGUAUAUAUUUACAAAACUUGCAUCAUCUACUAGAAGUAUAUUUAAUGAAUUUGAUGAUCCAAUUUUAAAAUAUUUAAAUGAAGAAGGACAAAAAAUAGAACCACAAUAUUAUAUGCCAGUUAUUCCUACAAUUCUAGUAAAUGGGUGUGAAGGUAUAGGAACUGGUUAUUCAUCAUUUAUUCCAAACUAUAAUUAUAAAGAUAUAAUUAAUAAUAUAAAAAAAUAUAUAGAUAAAGAACCAUUAGUACCUAUGGUACCAUGGUAUAAAGAUUUUAAAGGAAGAAUCGAAUCAAAUGGAAAAUCAGGAUAUGAAACAAUAGGUAUUAUUAAUAAAAUAGAUGAUGAAACAUUAGAAAUUACAGAAUUGCCAAUAAAAAGAUGGACACAAGAUUAUAAAGAAUUUUUAGAAGAACUAUUAACAGAUGAAAAAAAUCAAUUAAUUUUAGAUUAUAUAGAUAAUAGUUCACAUGAAGAUGUUUGUUUUACUAUUAAAAUGGAUCCAGUAAAAUUAAAAAAAGCAGAAGAAGAAGGAUUAGAAAAAGUUUUUAAAUUAAAAAGUACAUUAACUACUACAAAUAUGACAUUAUUUGAUUCUAAUUUAAAAUUACAAAGAUAUGCAUCUGAAUUAGAUAUACUAAAAGAUUUCUGUUUCCAUAGAUUAAAUGCAUAUAAUGAAAGAAAAAGCUAUUUAAUAGGCAAAUUAGAAAAAGAAAAAAGAAUUAUAUCAAAUAAAACCAAAUUUAUAUUAGCUAUAAUUAAUGGAGAAUUAGUUGUUAAUAAAAAGAAAAAAAAAAUACUUGUCGAAGAAUUAUAUAGAAAAGGAUAUGAUCCAUAUAAAGAUAUUCAUAAAGUUAAAAAAGAGGAAAUAUUUGAACAGGAAUUAUUAGAAGCAGCUGAUAAUCCUGAAGACAAUGAAGAAAUUAUUGCUGGUGUAACUGUAAAAGAUUAUAAUUAUUUAUUAAAUAUGCCUAUCUUUAGUUUAACAUUAGAAAAGGUUGAAGAAUUAUUAGCCCAAUUGAAAGAAAAAGAACAAGAACUUGAAAUUUUAAAAAGUAUUACUGUUGAAACUAUGUGGUUAAAAGAUAUCGAAAAAGUUGAAGAAGCUAUAGAAUUCCAAAGAAAUGUUGAAUUAGCUAAUAGAGAAGAAAGUAACAAAUUUAAAGUUGCAAAGAAAACAUUAGGUGGAUUUAAAAAAAAGAAAAAGAAGAAAAAAUUAACAUCCGAUGAUGAAUCUGAAGGUGAUACAUCUGAUAGUAGUGAGUUUAUGAUUAAUUCAUUAAAUAUUAAAAAAAAUAGUAAAAAAACACCAAGUAAAAAAACUAAUACUAGUGUUAGAAAAAAAAUGAGAAAAUUAGAUUCAGGCAUUAGUGUAGAUGAUAAUAAUACGCAAAGUCCUUUAUUAAUUAAUUCCAACGAAAUAGAUGAUAGUAAUUUAUCUUAUUCAAAAGUUGGAGAUAAUACACCUCUAAUUAAUGAAUUAGUAAAUACAUCGAAUCUUACUGAUUCUAAUACUCCAAUAGCUAAUCACGGUAGUAGUAACAAUGGAAUUGAUCAAACACCAGCUCAUGGUGAAAUGAAUUCCGUUAAUAUUAAUGAGUUUUCAGGCAUCAAAAAUAAGCUAUUAGAGCUUGAGAAAAAAAAAAAACCUAGAUUGACAUUAGCCGAAACAAUUAAGAUGAAAAAUAUGGAGAAAGGAGAUGGUGCUGCUAAGGAAACACCUCGAAGUAGAAACACACCCAAAAGGAAGAGGAACACACUAUUAGAUACUUCGAAAUCAAAGGAUGAUUUCGAUUCCGGAGAUGAGGACUCUAGUAAAAAUGAUUCAUCAAAUGCUAGCGAUAGUUCCUACAACAUUUAA